AUGACAGCUACUCAGAAGCACACCCUCUUCUCACCAGAACCUCACUAUAUCCCUGGCUAUGCCGGCUUCUACCCACAGCUUCGCUACCAGGUGGGGAACACCUAUGGGCGCACUACAGCGCAGCUGCUCACGGACCCCAGUGUGCGGAAGAGCCCCUGCUCUGUGCUGUCCCCCAUAGCCGAGCCCAAGUUCACUGAGGACUUCAGCCAGCCCAAGCCGCCUUUUAUGCCCUGCCGUGAGCUGACGGAGCCCUACAUCCCCCACUACAGCGGUCUGAAGCCCUACAAGAACGUUGAGAUCCUGGACCGUUUUCCACCCCAGGAGGUGGAUGCCCAGGGGCCGCUGGGGGUAGAGAAUGCAUCCAGGCGAGUCCCGCUGCCUGCAGGCUUCAUGCCCUAUCCCCCUUACCCGCCCUGCCCGCCGGGCAGGAAGGGGGCCUCCAGGGACCUUGGACACCCAGGCCUGCAGUUAGCAUUAGGGGAAGAGGCGUGGAAGAGCACCACCCCUGCCCGCAAAGCCCCAGGGCAGCACCAGCUGCACCACUGCAGGAGGGAUGAGUACCCACCCCCGGCCCACCAGCAGGAGACACUAGAUGUGGGCAGGUUCCACAGGCUGCCCCAGCUGGACCACCCCAACCUGAUCCAGCGCAAGGCCAUCUCAGGUUAUGCUGGCUUUGUCCCUCGGUUCGCCUGGGUGAUGGGGAUGAAUUACCGUGAUGGUGUCACACAGGCUAUGGACGAGUUCGACAAGAGCCAGUUCCUGCUCAGAAACCCCAUCUGUGCCCUGGGCGAGAGGCUGCCCGGAACGCAGUGGCCUAGCAACACUGUCUACAGAAGCCAGGGCCUCAUCCCUUUCUACAUGGGCUUCAUACCCUCCAUGCAGGACCACUACGCCCUGACGUUCGGGGAAAGCACCCGCAAGGCCUAUCAGAAGGAACUGGAGAGGCGGAGCCGGACACUAUGA
Molecule: messenger RNA, 963 nt
Organism: Hippopotamus amphibius kiboko
Lineage: Eukaryota; Metazoa; Chordata; Mammalia; Artiodactyla; Hippopotamidae
Gene: CIMIP2A
Product: ciliary microtubule inner protein 2A
Source: RefSeq, a predicted model, not a curated record